AUGGCCCGGACUUGGCUGCUGCUUCUCCUGGCCCUCGGGUGUCCAGCCCUGCCCACAGAUGUAACCACUCUCCUGAGGCUGGCACGACAAGGUGUGCGUGGCACCCCCUUCCCCUCCCUGGCCCCACCAAUCACGCUGCUGGUAGAUGGGAAGCAGCAGACACUGGUGGUCUGCCUGGUCCUCGAUGCUGCACCCCCUGGCCUUGAGAGCUCCAUCUGGUUCUCAGCUGGCAAUGGCAGCGCACUGGACGCCUUCACCUACGGCCCUUCCCUAGCAGAAGAUGGCACCUGGACCAGCUUGGCCCAGCUCUCCCUGCCCUCUGAGGAACUGGCAGCCUGGGAGACCUUGGUCUGCCACACUGGGCCUGGGGCUGGGGACCACAGCCGGAGCACACAGCCCCUACAGCUCUCAGGAGAGGCUUCCUCAGCCAGGAUCUGCCUCCGGGAGCCUCUCAGGGGGACACGGGGCCAGACGCUGCGGCUGGGGGCGCUGCGGCUGCUGCUCUUCAAGCUGCUGCUGUUUGACUUGCUCCUGACCUGCAGCCGCCUCCGCGCCCUGCCCGCCGCGCGGGGGUACCCGGCCCGGGCGCCUGGCCCGCGAGCCCCCGCGACCCACGAGCCCCCCGCGGCCCCGAGGGCGGACCGUCCUUUCCUUCCGCAGCCUCUGCCCGUAGGAGAGCCCUCAGCCCCCGCCCACUGGCUUCGCCGCAGUGAUGGGGGGACCACAGGCCGAGCGCUCACCCCGUCCACCCCGCCGGCGCUGCAGCCCAGGGCCGGCCGGGAAGUUCCCACCCUCCGUCCGCGUCCGGAUCCCAGGAGCCCAGUCUGGGAGGAGGGGAUGGUCUCUGCCAACCGAGCUUGGGCCUGA
This is a messenger RNA of Equus quagga, 867 nucleotides long. It is a transcript of the gene PTCRA, whose product is annotated as pre T cell antigen receptor alpha. The record is from RefSeq and is a predicted model, not a curated record. The transcript is spliced from 5 exons. Gene Ontology annotation, biological process: negative regulation of thymocyte apoptotic process. Bases 1 to 867 code for a protein of 288 amino acids. NCBI's taxonomy places the organism in Eukaryota, Metazoa, Chordata, Mammalia, Perissodactyla, Equidae.